Helianthus annuus (common sunflower) is the source of this 2563-nucleotide messenger RNA. RefSeq names its product filament-like plant protein. The transcript is spliced from 5 exons. The record is from RefSeq and is a predicted model, not a curated record. The coding region runs from base 385 to 2331 and encodes 648 amino acids. NCBI's taxonomy places the organism in Eukaryota, Viridiplantae, Streptophyta, Magnoliopsida, Asterales, Asteraceae.
ACUUGUAACCAUUGACCAAGGUCAACACACCUGUAGCAAAGAAACCUAAUCCACUCGGCUGCAACUUGUCAGUGUCAGACAUUCACUGCCCCCCAUAGGAGGAGCGUCUUCACCUCUUUUCAACACUCAUGGGCGGGAAUCCAAAAACCCUAAUUUCAAAACCCCUAUUUUCAUUUUAAAUCAAUAAACAAAACCCCAUUUCUUUUUCUUUCAAAAAGUCCCUCCUCUGCCAUCACAUGCUUCAUCUUAUUCCCACCAAUCCGCCAUUGAUGCUGCUUCCACAAGCUUCUUUUCAACUUCUGUUGCUGUUUUGAACCCUUCAUUCACACUCUAUUUCAACUUUAAUUUCAUCUUCUAGGUCUCCAGUUAAAGGGUUGUGUUGUGAUGGAGAAGAAGAGUUGGUUGUGGAAAAGGAAGUCGUCUGACCGGAGUCCCGGUGAGACCGAAAGUUCCACAUCGAUAUCGUCGCAUUCGGAGAGUAACUCUGAUGAAAAGGCUGAGCAGGAGAGUUCGAAGAAAUCGACGAAUCAUUCGCAGUCACCUGAAGUAACAUCGAAAGCAUCGACUACUAAUUCGGAGGUUAAUGACAGUUUCAAGAGUUUAACAGAAAAACUGUCAGCAGCUCUUGUUAAUGUUGGUGCUAAAGAAGAUUUAGUUAAGCAACAUGCUAAAGUUGCAGAAGAAGCUGUUGCAGGUUGGGAAAAGGCGGAAAAUGAAGUUACAAAACUGAAACAAGAACUCGAGGCAGCCUUGCAGCAGAAUGUGGCUCUUGAAGUUAGAGCUAAUCAUUUGGAUGGUGCUCUUAAGGAAUGCGUUAAACAGCUAAGGCUAGCGAAGGAAGAACACGAGCAAAAGCUUAACGAGAUUAUAGAAGAGAGAACGCACAAGUGGGACUCGAUCAAAAAGGAUCUCGAAAUCCAGAUUUGUAGUCUUAAAUCAAAGUUACAGGCUGAAACUUCUCCGGUGAUUGAUCCGAAAGUUCUUGUAAAGCUUGAGAAUUUAGAGAAAGAAAACUCGACGCUUAAGUUUGAGCUUAACGUGCAAUCAGAAGAGUUGGAAAUCCGGACGAUUGAGAGAGAUUUGAGCACGCAAGCAGCGGAAACUGCUAGUAAACAACAGUUGGAAAGUAUAAAGAAAGUGGCGAAACUUGAAGCCGAGUGCAGGAAGUUGCAAUCAUUGACUCGUAAAUCGCCUUCGGUUAAUGAUAACCAUAAAGCGGUUUCAAUUUCUUCGUUUUAUGUUGAUUCGCUUACGGACAGUCAAUCGGUAGACUCAUUUAAAAUGAAUAAUUUGGAGCAUAACGAAAACGAACAAGGGUGUUCAGAUUCAUGGGCGUUGGCAUUAAUGGCCGAGCUUGAUCAGUUCAAAAGCCGGAAAUCUGUGGCUAAAAACGUAACAUCAUGUUCCGACAUCAACAAUAUAAUGGAUGAUUUCUUGGAAAUGGAGCGAAUUGCUUCGUUAUCGGAAGGUCAGAACGAAACCCCUCGUUGUAAUUCUGAAACCGAAGAUAAUUUGUUGAAAAACGAGCUUGAAACGAUGAGUCAGCGGGUGAGUGAGCUGAAAGAACAGUUAGAGAAACUAGAAGCUGAGAAAUAUGAACUUGAGAAUGCGUUAAAUUCAAGUAAACAAUCUCUUGCUUUGUCAAAUGCUGAGCUUGCUGAUACCAAACGUCAAAUGGUUGACCUACAAAAGGAGAUGACUAUCGUCAACGAGUCAAAGGAGAUGCUCGAGUCUCAAAUUGUUAAUAUGGAAAAGAAUGCUCGAAUCAUGUCUACGGAAGUUGAGUCAAUAAAGGCAGAUGUUAGUAACGAAAGGCGGUUCUCAUCUGAAAUGAAAAGUAAAUGUGAACAAUUGGAAAAGGAACUGGUGGAGAAAACAGAGGAAGUCAAACUUCAGAUGGUUGCUAAAUCAAACGAUGAAUUAAAAGUUAAACAGAAUCUUGAGGUAGCAGCAGCUGAUAGACUAUCCGAGUGCCAAAAGACGAUAUCAUCACUUGCUAGACAGUUGGAAUCUUUAGCGACGCUUGAAGACUUCCUGAUCGACACUGCGAAUCUACCUGGUUUCUCUGGAAAUUCAUCUGUCGCAAAAACAGGUGGUGAGUUAUGGAAGUUGCAUUCAAACGAUACCUACAUGCCUAAAAAGACUAUAAUUCCUGCAAAACAAGUUGAAAACAAUGGUGAUAAAGACGAGUCACCAUCAUCAACUUCUUCGUCGGCUUCAUCUGUUGUCUCGUUAAAUCAUUUUGGUGGCCAUUCUAAAAGCAAGAAUGGUUUUGAAAAGCUGUUUUCAAGGAACAAGAAUGGAAUUCAAGGUGAAAUUCAUCAUGGGUAAGAACGAACAUAUAUAAUGUUUAAUAAUUGUGGAUUAAAAUGUGUUUUGUUGCAGUGAGUUUAGGAUGUUAUAUUGUUUUUGUAACAACUGAAGUCGUCAAAUAUUAGUGCAUCAUUGUUGUUCAACGUCAGGUUGAGAACUCUUUGCUUGCUUCUGCAAUCAUCAUCUCUUUUGAAGUGGACAUUUAAGUGACAGAAAUUACCCAACUGAAAUAACAUAGUCGGUUGUGUUC